Molecule: messenger RNA, 1165 nt
Organism: Homalodisca vitripennis (glassy-winged sharpshooter)
Lineage: Eukaryota; Metazoa; Arthropoda; Insecta; Hemiptera; Cicadellidae
Exons: 3
Coding region: 289-930 (213 amino acids)
Source: RefSeq, a predicted model, not a curated record
GUAAUUCAUCCGUCUGUAUUGUAAAAAGAAAAGUUGACAUACCCGGGUUGUUUUGUUUAUUUGUCAAUCGUGUAUGGUAUCAUUUGUAAAUUGAUCGGUAAAUAAUACAAUUGUUCUGUUGAUUCAUUAUUUUCUUAACAAUCCAGAUUCUAGGCUAGUUUAAGAAGUGGUAUGUGCGUGUAUACUUACUUGUAUGAGAGUUAAAAAGCUUAGAUGUCUUAAAUGAAUUUGACCAUUUGACCUGUCUAAUUACCAAUGUAAUAAUGCCUUCAUUAAAUUGAUUCAAGCAUGGAGGUCCAUACACAAGAGUACUUGAGAUCUACAAGUAUUCUAGCUCAGAAAAUUGGACAAGAUUUGGAUGCAGCUCGUGAAGCUUAUCAAGAUUUCUGGAAGAAAUUAAAUGAAGAAGAGAAACAACAAGUUCUAAAUGAAGCUAUUAUUGAUCCUGCAGCUGUUCUCAAAUACGCCAAUAUUACAAAAAAUGAACUUGGAAACUGUUACAAUUCAAGCAAUGAGAGCCAAUUUUCAUGGUUCACCAGGAGUCAGCUGAAUUUAUUCACAGACGUUGCCCUGAAAGGACCAAGAACACCAGCCAAGAAGACUGAAACGGUGACAGUAGUGAACAACACCCCACCUCAGGAACCUGUGGUCAUAGAAAAUAAAACCAAAGAAAAUAAUUUGCUUAAUAAAAUAAAAAAUAAAGUAACAAACUUAAAAAUUCCUUCUACGGUUGAAGAGAAACAGAGCCUAGUUGAGAGCAAGUCGCAAGUGACUGUGAUGAAGUCGGUUCUGUCAAAACCAAAAACUCCUCCACCUCCACCUCCCACCAAACAGACAUUGAGUGAAAAGAAAGCUCUGCUCUGUAUUGACAAUGAAUCAGAUCCUGAUGACAUACCAAAAACUGGCUUUGACUUCUUGGAUAAUUGGUAGCCCUGUUAAGUUUGUUGUAAUAGUUGUUGAAAGUUAGCUAUUUUAGGAGUGUUUGGUUUCCAAAAAAUAAUAACUUAUAAAAGUGUCUGAUGCGACAUAACACUCACAAAUAGUGUUUAGCUUAGCUCUCGAGUUGCAUAGUGUCCUGUCUAGAACAGUCUGCAUGUGUCAACUCUGGCAGUGAAUGUGUUAUAAAAGUUACAACAUUUAUAUAAUUCUAGAUGUAUUUAACCCU